UGGCCGGGCUUCAGGACGCUGAACCCGCCGCAGCUUCAAAUCGUAGGAGUGGACACGAAGGGUGCAAAACGGGGUCCCUUCAUCGCGGUUGGAGCUGGGCCCUGGCAGCCUUUUCGCGGAGGUGCAGCGCCCUAGCAGCCGUGCCGCCGUGGGCCUUGGGUCCGCUUAGACCACCUAGACUACGCAGUGGCCCAGGAGCUGGAGGGAAGGUGUUGCGCGAGCUCUGGCCGCUGCCUUCGCAACACGGCCGAGGCCCCUGUCUCAACCUAGUUUCUUUUUUUCCCCUCUUCUGCAGGCUCGCUUCCGGCGUCAUGGCUCAAAGGGCCUUCCCGAAUCCUUAUGCCGAUUUUAACAAAUCCCUGGCCGAAGGCUACUUUGAUUCUGCCGGGAGGCUGACUCCUGAGUUCUCACAACGCUUGAACAAUAAGAUUCGAGAGCUGCUUCAGCAAAUGGAGAGGGGCUUGAAGUCGGCAGACCCCCGGGAUAGCACUGUUUAUACUGGCUGGGCAGGUAUCGCUCUGCUUUACUUACAUCUCUAUGAUGUGUUCGGGGACCCCGCUUACCUCCAGAUGGCACACGGCUACGUAAAGCGAAGUCUGAACAGUCUGACCAAGCGCUCCAUCACCUUCCUGUGUGGGGACGCAGGCCCCCUGGCGGUGGGCGCCGUGGUGUACCACAGGAUGAACAGUGAGAAGCAGGCAGAAGACUGCAUCACCCGGCUAAUUCACCUAAACAAGAUUGACCUCCAUGCUCCAAAUGAAAUGCUCUAUGGACGAAUGGGCUACAUCUGUGCUCUUCUCUUUGUGAAUAAGAACUUCGGAGUGGAAAAGAUUGCUCAAAGCCAUAUUCAGCAGAUUUGUGAAACAGUCUUAACCUCUGGAGAGACCCUCGCCAGAAAGAGAAACUUCACAGCAAAGACUCCACUGAUGUAUGAAUGGUACCAAGAAUAUUAUGUGGGGGCUGCUCAUGGCCUGGCAGGAAUUUAUUACUACCUGAUGCAGCCCAGCCUUCAAGUGAACCAUGUGAAGUUACAAAGUUUGGUCAAGCCCAGUGUAGAUUAUGUCUGCCAGCUGAAAUUUCCUUCUGGCAAUUAUCCUCCGUGUGUGGAUGAUAAUCGAGAUCUUCUAGUCCAUUGGUGUCACGGUGCACCUGGAGUGAUCUACAUGCUCAUCCAGGCCUAUAAGGUGUUCCGAGAGGAACAGUACCUCAGCGACGCCUACCAGUGUGCUGAUGUGAUCUGGCAGUAUGGAUUGCUGAGGAAGGGGUACGGGUUGUGCCACGGCACUGCGGGGAAUGCCUAUGCCUUCCUCACGCUCUAUAACCUCACGCAGGACAAGAAGUACCUGUACAGGGCCUGUAAGUUUGCUGAGUGGUGCUUAGAUUACGGAGAACACGGUUGCAGAACGCCGGACACCCCCUUCUCCCUCUUCGAAGGAAUGGCUGGCACAAUCUAUUUCCUGGCUGACCUCCUAGUGCCCACAAAAGCCAAGUUCCCUGCGUUUGAACUAUAAAAGGAAAGCCUGCCCCCUGCAAUGCGCUGCAUGACCCUUUCUGUAUAUCAGACCUGGACUAAGUGCUUUCAUUGCUUUUCAAGGAAACGUAGAGUCAAACUGUGUACUCCAUUGAGUUGAGUUGUUGUUGUUUUUCAGAACUUGUCUUUGGUUCCUUUUGUUUAUCAUUUACUUUUACUUAAAAGUAUCCAAGGAAAUCUUUUAACUUUAACCUCAAUUUCUUCCUAAAGGUAGGAUGAGUGAUAUAUACAGUGUUUUGAGGGCAUAGGUAUAUAUAUUUUUCAGAACUUGGAGGAAAUCUCUUACUUAAGCUUAUGAAUAUAUAACUAUCUGUUGCUGUUGUAAAAAUGUUGAAAGGAAACUAAAUGUAGAUAAAUACGUGGUUAUUGGUGGAUAUUGCCCUCCACCUUUAUAGUAUUUUUCCUCCAAUAGGGCAGACAGUUUUAUGACUGUUUUUCUUUAGGUGGUUGAUUGUGAAGGGGGACAAAAAUAUUAACCAUAUGCUUCUGAGACAAAAGUUGCACAAGUUGCAGCCUUGGUUUAAGGACCGAAAUACCGCUUU
Odobenus rosmarus divergens (Pacific walrus) is the source of this 2073-nucleotide messenger RNA. RefSeq names its product LanC lantibiotic synthetase component C-like 1 (bacterial) (gene LANCL1). The transcript has 10 exons. The record is from RefSeq and is a predicted model, not a curated record. Gene Ontology annotation, biological process: carbohydrate metabolic process; peptide modification. Lineage: Eukaryota; Metazoa; Chordata; Mammalia; Carnivora; Odobenidae. Gene Ontology annotation, cellular component: plasma membrane. The coding region runs from base 312 to 1511 and encodes 399 amino acids.